Messenger RNA from Sinocyclocheilus rhinocerous, 585 nucleotides. Its product is annotated as tripartite motif-containing protein 16-like. Lineage: Eukaryota; Metazoa; Chordata; Actinopteri; Cypriniformes; Cyprinidae. The annotation marks the transcript as partial. The transcript is spliced from 2 exons. Gene Ontology annotation, molecular function: protein binding. The record is from RefSeq and is a predicted model, not a curated record.
UGUCUGUGUGUGUUUUCUAGUGUGGAUCAUGGAGGAGAAUCCAGGAUUACAGCAGGACUAGAGAAAUAUGCCUGUUUUCUCACAUUGGAUCCAAACACAGCAAACACUCUUCUCAUCCUGUCUGAGGAGAACAGAGAGGUGACACAUGUGUUUCAGGAACUGCCAUAUCCUGAUCAUCCAGACAGAUUUAAUGUGUAUCUUCAGGUGUUGUGUAGAGAGAGUGUAAGUGGACGCUGUUACUGGGAGAUUGAGUGGAUUGGUGAUGAUGGUGUGCGUAUAUCAGUAUCAUAUAAGAGCAUCAGCAGGAAGGGUUUUGAGUGCGUGUUUGGAUUUAAUGAUCAGUCCUGGAGUUUGAUCUGCUCUCACUCCAGUUACUCAUUCAGACACAAUAACAUACAGACUGUUCUCCCUGUAAAACCCAUCAGCAGUAGAAUAGGAGUGUAUGUGGAUCACAGUGCAGGAAUUCUGUCCUUCUACAGCAUCUCUUACACAAUGAGCCUCAUCCACACAGUCCAGACCACAUUCACUCAGCCGCUCUAUCCUGGGUUUACUAUUGAUAAUAAAUCAUCAGUGAAACUGUGUUGA